This is a messenger RNA of Boeremia exigua, 1986 nucleotides long. RefSeq lists its product as uncharacterized. The record is from RefSeq and is a predicted model, not a curated record. Gene Ontology annotation, cellular component: mitochondrial inner membrane. Lineage: Eukaryota; Fungi; Ascomycota; Dothideomycetes; Pleosporales; Didymellaceae. The coding region runs from base 109 to 1809 and encodes 566 amino acids. The transcript has 3 exons. Gene Ontology annotation, biological process: heme biosynthetic process. Gene Ontology annotation, molecular function: protoporphyrinogen oxidase activity, oxygen as acceptor.
UGAAGCUCGGACGUUUCUGAUUUCCCGAGCAACUUUGUCGAUGACGGCGACAGCAUGGCCUGCAAUUGAGCCUCCCACCGCGCCUGCCACCGCUCCCUACCGCCGGCAAUGCUUGUCAGAAGACAUGUGCCGCUCCUCGAGUCGACCCUGAGAGCCCGCGGCCUGCGCCCGCUGCUAGCCUCGCAAUGCACCCGCCUGCGCUUCUCCACGGCGCCGGCCCACCCUGAGCGCAUUGCGGUGCUCGGUGGGGGCAUUGCCGGCCUCUCGAGCGCCUACUUUGCGUCCAAGGAGUUCCCCAACAGCCGCAUCACCGUCUACGAGAGCGGCGACGAGACGGGCGGCUGGAUCCGGAGCAAGCGCGUGCAGGUGCCGGGCGGCGAGGUCAACUUCGAGUCGGGGCCGCGCACGCUGCGCAAUGCCACCAUCACCGCGCAUCUGGUCGAAGCGCUGGGCCUCGCCGGCGACCUCGUCUUCACCAAGCGCACCGACCCUGGCGCCCUGAACCGCUUCAUAUACUACCCGGACCGCCUCAACCGUCUGCCUGCCCCCACCGGCAUCUCCGCCGCCGAUGUCUUUUCAUUGUGGCGCAGCGGCAUGCUCGAAGGCGCCGUGGGCAUGCUCAAAGAGCCUAUGCAGCCCAAGCGCUCCGUGUCCGUCAGUGACGAGACCGUUGGCUCCUUCCUGGCGCGCCGCGUGGACGAGAAGCUCGCCAACAACGUCGUCUCCGCUGUCUUCCAUGGCAUCUACGCCGGAGACAUCUGGCAGCUGAGCGCCAAGACACUGCUCGCUAUGGCCUGGCAGCUCGAGGACCGCUAUGGCACUGCACUCGGUGGCUACUUGCGCAUGCAGAGGGAAAGCCCCAGCGGCGAGUUCCAGGCCAUCGCUCACCCAUACGACGCUGAACUUGCGGCAAGCAUACAGAACGAAAUUCACAUCAGGACCGAUAUCUAUAGAAAGUUCAAAGACGCGAGCGUCUUCAGUUUCAAGGAUGGUCUGCAGACCCUUGUGAAAGGGCUGCAAGCUGCCAUGAAGAACACUGGCAAUAUCGAUAUCAAGCUCAACAGCCCUGUUUCGUCGUUCAAGAUGGUUGAAGGGGACGCCCAACAGGUCGAGAUCAUCGCAGGCUCCGACGCCAACAAGACCACCGAAAACUACGACGUCGUCAUCUCCACGCUCCGCAACGCAGAGCUCACUCCCUACGUCACCGUCAUGACCGUCAACCUCUACUUCGAGAACCCCAACCUACUCACCGCCGAAGGCUUCGGCUAUCUGAUCCCCCAGUCCAUCCCCUUCGAGCAGAACCCCGAGCGCGCUCUCGGCGUCAUCUUCGACAGCUCCGCCAUCAAGGGCCAGGACACCGCUCCCGGCACGAAACUCACCGUCAUGAUGGGCGGCCACUGGUGGGACGGCUUCGAAGGCUUCCCCACGGAAGAAGAGGGUCUCCGCAUGGCCCGCUCAGUCGUCGGGCGCCACCUCGGAAUCUAUGACGCGCCUCUCGCGCACCACGUCAACCUCAGCAAAGACUGCAUCCCGCAGUACACACUCGGCUACGAAGACCGUUUGAAGGCGUUCGCCUCGUCGCUCCAGGAUGAGUUCAAAGGCAGACUGCGCGUUGUAGGCAACCAGUUCAACGGCGUAGGGGUCAACGAUUGCAUCACCGGCGCGUGGAGCGUGGCAAGGGGUCUUAGGGGCGACGGGUGGAAGAGCAGAGACUGUGGAUUGGGCAGGGUGCAGGAUAGUAGGCCGUGGCGCGUGCUGAAUGCGAAGGACAUGGUGUAUUCGGACCCGGGUGUGGACGACGAACCCUAAAACUGGUAGAAUCAAGAAUGUAUAAGUACUGUGUCCAGGUGUGUUUUCGAGCUCGCAAAGUUUGCUGCCUUGCGUUUGCUGCAUUGCCCGUCGCAAUUCGCCUCCCCUGCUGCACUCUUCGCCCAACGAAUUCUUUUUCACCAUGUGGUCCUGGGAUCCUUGUUCGAUUGCACUGUG